Serinus canaria (Common canary) is the source of this 1402-nucleotide messenger RNA. RefSeq names its product parathymosin (gene PTMS). Gene Ontology annotation, cellular component: nucleus. NCBI's taxonomy places the organism in Eukaryota, Metazoa, Chordata, Aves, Passeriformes, Fringillidae. The transcript has 5 exons. Gene Ontology annotation, biological process: negative regulation of apoptotic process; positive regulation of transcription by RNA polymerase II. The record is from RefSeq and is a predicted model, not a curated record. Bases 188 to 505 code for a protein of 105 amino acids. Gene Ontology annotation, molecular function: histone binding.
AAUCCCCUGCCCCGGCGGAUCCCCCCACCGCGGGAGACCCUGGUACUUUGGCCCCUGGGGCGGGAUCCUGCCGCCGCCUGCGGACCGCUGGGACUUUGCGCUCCCGCCGCUGACCCCUUCUCGCUCUCGCCCUCCCUCCCUCGCACGCUUCCCACCGGCCUCUUCCCUUCGCAACCGGGGGGCCAGAAUGUCGGAAAAACGCGUUGAGGAAGCACCGGCGGAGCUGAGCGCUAAGGAAAGGAAAGAAAAGAAGGAAAAACUCGAAGAGAAGGCGGUCCACAAAGAAAAGAAGAAGGAGAUAGUAGAGGAUGAGGAGAACGGAGCUGAUGAGGAUGAUGAAGAGAAUCCUGAUGAUGUGGAUGAAGAAGAAGGGGGUGAUGAGGAUGAAGAAGCAGAUGAGAAUGGGCAGGAGCAGGAUGGCCACGCAGAGAAGCGAUCUGCAGAGGAGGAGGAGGAUGAAGUGGAUCCAAAGAGACAGAAGACAGAAAAUGGCUCUUCAGCUUGAGUCCUCCCCUCCCAUCUCCCCUGUUCCGUCCAUCUCUCCUCCUCCAUUCCAGCCUGUGCUUGCACUGCCCGUUAGCCUCUGGCUUCACACAAUCUCAGAUGAGGAAAGAUUAGAAAUGCUCUCAAACGGGGAAGACAGCAGUUCCCUUCUCUCCCAAAGACCUAGCCCGUCCAUGACAUCAUUCCCCAGCUGAAAUUUCCCCCGUCCCUGCAUCCCUUCACCACGCCCCACUUCCCAGUGCUCCUCUUCCCUCAAGAAUCUCAUGGUUUCCUGGGCACACCACCUCGCCAGGCGCUUCACGUGGCAAAGCACCUCCCGUCCCCUUGUCACCUGCCCACCUGUUUUUGUCACUGGUGUGAGAUUCUUGAGAGCUCCCGCUCCCCAGCCCUGCUGCCAGAGCUCCUCCCUGAGCCAGGAGGUGCAGGCACAGAUCUCAUGGUGCGUUCCCCAGUCCCAGGCCUCUUCUCAUCCUGCAGCUUUCCCGCUGAACCCUGAGAGACAAAGAAUAUUACAAGCAAAUAAUGGUUCUAUUAAGCGACACACGGAGACAGGAUUUAUUUUAAGCUUUUCUUUUUUUUUUCCAAGUUUACAUGACAGCAAGCUGGCCCUCGUGAAUUUUUUGGAAGAUAAGGGUUGCUUUUAUAUAUGAAUUUCAUCUGAGCUGUGUAUUUUUUUAAUUUGGAGGCUUUUUUAAAACAAAUCAAGAGAGACACAAUUGGGGACCAAACUUUGAUUUCCAUUUUUUCCCUUCAGAUUUUCUUGUGACCAUUUUUUGUAAAUUAAAGGCAAUAUAGCCACAGCGUUUUCUAUGGCACAGACAUCACGAGGAUGAUAGAUAUAAAUAUAUAUAUUGUUUUCAACAAGCACUGUAAAUAAAAGCGUUUAAAAUGUUUCAAA